This is a messenger RNA of Ciona intestinalis (vase tunicate), 1291 nucleotides long. The record is from RefSeq and is a predicted model, not a curated record. Lineage: Eukaryota; Metazoa; Chordata; Ascidiacea; Phlebobranchia; Cionidae.
UUCGUAAAAUUUGGCAGAAUGUCAGUUGUUUGUGAGGUGAUCUUGAGAUAAGUCCAAGUCAGUUUGUUUUGGUUUUCACACGUGAAAUGAAAAAUGAAGGUGUACGACUUUGAAACCCAAAUCAAAAAGCCAUCCAGGAAUUUCCUGGACCUUUUUCCAAACUACACGGAUAACUUAAACCGCAUGCACAGCUGGAAACUACCGUCUCUAGAGCCGCAUGCAUUUCCAGAUAAAUCUCUUUUCGAAUUGCGUUUGCAAGGCACAGCAAUCCACUGCGACAAGCAGACGCUCGCAUACUUCAUGUGCAUUCGCCACAUGAGCCGCCGAGUCAGCUUCCAUCUUUGCAAAACGGAGAUUGCGGACAUGCAAGAAUGCCGUGUUGGGAUGCAGAGAAUUGCAAGACACAAAAAACUGAUGGCGGCCAGCGACAAAGCAGGAGACAUAAUCCCCCACCUCAAUGGAAAUUUGAACUGGACUUAUUGAACGUUGUGCUUCACUUUAUUUUCCUUUGAAUUUGAAAUAUUAAAGUAUAUUUAAAUAAACAUGAAAAAAACGUAUAUAUUCAACUAAAAUGUGUCCGUGUGUCAUUUGAUUGCAAAAUUAAAACACUAUGUAUUUCUCAUUUACUUCAAAUCACUAUAAAAAUUACCCUUAAUUUAACAAAACUGUAAUAAAAUGUGUUUAUUGUUAGUCCUAGAAACUCAGGACAAUAAAAAAUUAUAUACGUUACGUUUCAAUAUAUAUAUUAUAAAAAUUGAGACCCCACAAAAAAUGCCUGGGGAGGUGGAAGUGGUUGAAAUUGGCGCGGCCAAUUCCUUGCUCCCAAACCUCACCAUCUGUGUUGAUAAAGACGAGGAUGAAGAGGGAGCAAAACCCGAGAUCUUGUACGAGGAGGAAGGAAAGAGCAUGGAGGAGUUUGAGGAGAAAGUGGAACCGGAUGUAAAAAUGAAACUCACAAAUUUUCCGAGAAAAAAAAUCUAUGAAAACAAGCGUUUGGAAGCAAUUUCUUCUCUUGGUCUUUCGUUUGAAGAGGCAAAGAAACGCAGAGGUGAAAGGGCAAAAAGAUUUGCAUCUCCGCUCAAUGAGAAAGAGGAGACUUCUGCUGUAGUAGAAGAUGAAGGAUUGCCGGAAAGAGUAAAACUUCUUAAAGAGCGAAUUGCUGAGCACAAUCUUAAAUAUGACGCUGCUGAUGACGAAUAUAUUCGAACCGAUGCCCUUCAUUUAAGAGGAGUAAACGACAUGAGCACCGAUGAUAUAUUCAGGUAAUCAACCUAAACACAUAAAGUCAACA